Molecule: messenger RNA, 4085 nt
Organism: Thrips palmi
Lineage: Eukaryota; Metazoa; Arthropoda; Insecta; Thysanoptera; Thripidae
Exons: 16
Coding region: 240-3812 (1190 amino acids)
Biological process (GO): termination of RNA polymerase II transcription
Cellular component (GO): cytoplasm; mRNA cleavage factor complex
Molecular function (GO): mRNA binding; RNA polymerase II complex binding
Source: RefSeq, a predicted model, not a curated record
GCUGGCUGCAAACUGGAAACGCGGUUGCCCUGCCGGCUUUUUCUGUUUGUUGUGGUUUGUGCGGACUGAGAAUGGACGUGUUCUUGCUUGCGAUGAACGUCCUGUAUUGUCAGCCCUUCAUCGGAAUCGAAAACAGUUUGGAGCUUUUCAUAUUAGCGAAUCAUCGCCGCGAGUAGCUGCGCUGCCUCGUCGGGGGAAAGCAGAGGUAGAAAAUGAGUGGACACUAAGGAAUCUGAGCAAUGUCAUUGGAAUCAAAGACGGCUGUGGAGAGCUUUUCACGCUCCCUCGCAGAACUAACUGUGAACAGCAAGCCUCACAUUAAUUUCUUAACUCUGGUUGCUCAACAAAAUUCAUAUCAAGCAGAGGCCAUUGUACAAACAGUUCAUGAUCAACUUAUCAAGACUUCUUGUCUUACAAAACUCCCCAUCCUGUACCUCAUCGACUCUAUUAUGAAAAAUGUGGGAAAGGAAUACAUUGACCUGUUCAGUCCUGUUCUUGUUAGUAACUUUGCUAACAUUUAUGCAGAGGUUGAUAAAUCUACUCAGCAGUUAAUGGGUUUUUUGAGACAAACUUGGAAUGGAAUUAUUUCACCAACAGAUUUGGCAAAACUUGAUGUACAUGUUCAUACUCUUGAUCAGCAAUGGGAAGUGCCUUCUGACACUUUGAAGAACACUACUAUUAAAAUACUGCUAAACCCCAAUUUUUUGCCUCAGAAGAUUCCAAGGAGAGAUUCUAGUCAAGAGGAGCCUGCUAAAACUAAUCCAGUGCAGGAGCCUGAUAAUGAAAUUGAUGAGGCAGAAAUUUUACGCGAACAGUUACUUCUUCAAAAGAAACAGCGAGAACUUGAAAAAAGGAGAGCGCUUGUUGAAAAGGGCUCUGAAACCAAUAAUGAGAACCCAUUAUGUAAGGAGGUGAUUGAAGGAAGUGCGGAAGCCCCCAUCACGAUUGACCUGGAGAGCCAAGUGGACUCAACCACAGUUGAUACAUAUCCUGAACCGUCUUCUACCUCAUCAGUGUCGCCAUCUCUUGAUAAACCUGGUGAACUUUUGGAAUUGCUCACGGAUCUGAUAGCCAAACAAAAUCAAAAGACUGAGAAGCAUCCUAUUGAAACACCAAAGAACAAAGAAUCUCGGAGGGCAGAAAGAUAUUCUGAGAGAUAUUCUGAGAGAUAUCUUAGAAGAAGGUCUUACAAAAGUAGCCAUAAGUAUCCUAGAAAUAAGUCUGAAAAUAGGAGUCAUGAUGAUAAAUAUUUUAAACAAAGAGAUGAAAGAAACAAGUACAAGUACAUUUGUUCCAAAAAAGUACCUGAAUGUAAGUUUAUGUCAAAAGAUGACCAAUGCAACCAAUCUUCGACAACACCUUCUCCUCCGAGAAGAAAUGAGGAUAUAAAUCAGUGCAAAGGAAAGGAACGCAGAGAUUCAAUGUGUAGUGAUGAUUCAGACUCUCUGAUCCCUGCAACCAACCGCACAUCAGCUGCUCUCUCUUCAAAGGGGAACAGUGUUUCACCCCAACCAUGCAUGGCCUUGUCCAAUUUUAAUCCUUGCCACUCAACAUCGCCUGAACAAAAACAGGUGCCGCCUGAUUGCAUCUCUCAAACCAAAACUCUAAUUGACUUUUUGAAUACCCCUGGUCAAAAGAAAAACAUAACUCACAAUUCAAGAGGAUACAAAAAGCCACUUCUUCCAACGCCUAUUUCUCCUGCUUUAAUUUUGGAAUCCACUGCUAAUAAGGAGCAGGAAAUAAAACUUCAAAAGGAAAUAGAUUAUAACCAUGGAUAUGGUCCGGAGAACAAGUUGUUAAUGGAACCGCCAAGUAGCAGUCAUCAAUUUGUGAAUCAUCAGCCAAUUCUUCCCCCUCCAUUGCCUCCUGCAAGCAGUUAUGUUCUAGGAAAAAUUGUCGAAGAUACUGUGAAAACUAUUCUUGUAGACAAUGUAACCAAAGAAGUACAAUUUUAUGGAGAAAUUGCUGUUAUCGAUUCUGGUGAAUCGAUACCCAGAGAAAUAAUGUUUAGGCCAGGGGAAGCCUCUUUUAGUAUAAAUGGGGUCGUUGUUCGCAGCACAUUUGAUCAACCUGAAACAAAAGUUUACAUUGGACAUCAAAUAUUUCGGGUUCACUUUGGAGCACCAACACGAGAACUUUAUGUCAAUGAUGAAGCAUUUCAAUGCCAAUUUAAUUUUCCUCCAGAACAAAUACAAUUGUCCUCUGGGGAAGUUCUCAGUGUGCAGCUGUUCUCAGAAGCUACUCCCUUAGUGCAGCUAGGUUCCAUUCGCCGUGACUUGGUAGCAGGCCAUGUGAUUCUUACAAUUGACUCAUUGACUCAGAUUCGCAUUCUAUUGCAUGCCAAACCCCAAAGGUUUGACAUUGAUGGGGUUCCACACGUUUUGAAAUUUGCUGAUGCCCUUCAAACCAUCUUCAUUAAUGAUUGCUCAGUAGAUUUAAAUUUUGGUGGGCCUCCUCUCCUGCUAAAUGUCAAUGGUGCAAAGCAUCUCAUUCAACUUUCACACCUUCCUUGUAAUAUCAUUCCUGGAGAGGUGAACAUUACUAGUAUGGCUCAAACAGGAAACAGGCCUUACACUAUUCCACAAGGUUUGUGUCAUGACCCAUUCAUGCUCAGUUUUAAUGCUCCUGAAGUCUCACCAAUGGAAUCCAACUCUUUCGAGAGAGAAAAAAGAAGACCAAAAUUAAGAAACUGUGAUAGGUCUAAAAAGCGCAAAACUAGUUCCCUACCAAGCACAAGAUCUGGAGAAUCAAACAAGUCUAAUCUACCUGGCAAUGAUCCUCCAGCCUAUUACCCAAACACUAACAUUCAUAGUCUCUUCCAAAGCCUUUGUGAUGUUGGUCUCUUGAUACCAAGGAGCCAACUUAAUAAUGACCCUGAGAAAGUUCAAUCCUCUGAUGUAGAAGUUCACAUUGUUAAUUUUGAAGACUUAUCAUCACUAAAAAGGAAGCAGCCUGGCAUGAUUGAAAUACUCUACUCGGGUAUUCAGUGCAACUCAUGUGGUGUCAGGUUCCCUCCAGAGUUGACAGACACAUACAGGCAACAUUUGGACUGGCACUUCAAAAAAAAUCACAAUGUCAGAAACACUCCUCUUUCCAGACCUUGGUACUGCGAGAAGCAGAGUUGGGUUCAGUCUGAGGGUCAUAGUGAUACUAUGGACAUAGAGGAUUGUCCAACUAGCAAAGAGCUUGACAACAGUCCAACAGAGAUUGUCAGCGUCCCCUCACAUGGUUUCCCUCAAGGGACAGUUUGUGAAAUGUGUGGUGAUAUGUUUGAUGAUUUUUUUAACGAAGAUCAGGAUGAGUGGCACCUAAAGGACUGUGUUUUGUUUGAGGAGAAGCUGUACCACCCUGCCUGUUUGAACGACCGUCAGGCAUCGCCAAUCAUUGGUUCUGUGGUGGAAAUCAUGAUGAAUGGUGAUGAAACUGUACCUGAACAAAUCGAAACUGGUGAUGAAGGCAUCGCUGACAGCCCCAUCCUCCAAAGGGAAGAAGAAGUUUCGAAAGCUGAAUCUCAAGUAGGAAUAGAACUAGUAAUAAAAAGUAUUGAAAAUAAAGCUAGUGGCUGUGUGGAAGCAGCAACUUUUUCUUGUGCUAGUGCCACUGACAUGCCUGUUUCAAGUCCCACUGACGUCUGUGAUAAUGUAACUAAUGUACAAAAUAGUAUUCCAAUUGAUGAUGAAAGAAAGUUACUUCCCACAUCUCCAGAUGUGGAAAUAAUGUGCCUCAAGCCAAAGUUGGUCGGGCGAAAAUUAAGGCAACUUCCUCCGACUAAUAAAGGAUCUGAUACAUCAAAUAUGUGUAGUGUGUCAUAGCCGUUUCAGUUGUUUUCAGAAACAGGUACUGACCCGUCUACCCAUUGUUCCCUGUAAUGAAAAAGGUUUGACCCCUUUCAUCCGUGAUGUGCCCUGCAAACGAAGUUGAAUUUGAAUCGCCCCUUAAUGACUGUUUGAUUUUAAUGGAUUUAAAAUCAUAAGAAUUGGAAUUUUUUUUAUUGUUUUGCCUUUUUUUUUCUUCAUUUGACACUAUUCAGAGGUCCUUGUAAUCUCUGUGUUUUGGAUUUAAAUAAAGGACGAAGGUGCAAAGAA